Messenger RNA from Malus domestica (apple), 3708 nucleotides. RefSeq names its product vacuolar protein sorting-associated protein 54, chloroplastic. Gene Ontology annotation, biological process: retrograde transport, endosome to Golgi; Golgi to vacuole transport. The record is from RefSeq and is a predicted model, not a curated record. Gene Ontology annotation, cellular component: GARP complex. NCBI's taxonomy places the organism in Eukaryota, Viridiplantae, Streptophyta, Magnoliopsida, Rosales, Rosaceae. Gene Ontology annotation, molecular function: syntaxin binding.
CCGUCUCUUCUGCGAUUUUAUGAAUUAAAUUACCAUUUUCUCCUCCACUCACCUUCCUCCUUCCCAGAUCCCACACGAGAGAGAGAUAUGAUCACCUGCAACAACACCAAAUCCCAGAUCCACCACCAGCACACGCAUUCCCCUCCUCCGUCGUAGGGUUUAUCCCACUCGCCCCGAGUCGACUCACCCGACUCGCUCAUGAACCAGAACCACAAUUACAAGAGCAGCAGCAAUGCCUCCAACAAAGAGAUGGUAAUCAUGGACGCCCGACCCGGAAAGCUGAACAGCCGAUCCAAUUCCAUAUCCGACCCCAACACCAGCCAGAGCCUCGCCUCCAUCCUCAACAACCCCAAUGCCUCCGACGCCUCCUCCUGGGUCGGCUGGUGGUCCUCCUCCGCCUCCGUUGCCCCGCCCGAAUUCGCACCUCUCGUGCCGAAAUCUGCGUCCGACGCCGUGACCCGAUCCGAUUUCCAGCCCUACCUCGCCUCCGUCUCCGAUCACUACAACCGCUUCGAGGACAUCAUCAACCACGUGAAGAAGGAGAAAUCCGACGUCGAUUCCAUCGGUGGCCAAGGCGAAGCCCUCGUCGCGUGCCUCCGGGAGGUUCCGGCGCUCUAUUUCAAGGAGGACUUCGCCCUUGAGGAUGGCGCCACGUUCCGGUCGGCUUGCCCGUUCACGAACGUCUCAGAGAACCUGGGGCUGCAGGAGAAGCUGUCGCAUUACUUGGACGUGGUGGAGCUUCACUUGGUGAAGGAGAUCUCGCUGCGUUCCAACUCCUUCUUUGAGGCGCAGGGGCAGCUGGAGGACUUGAAUGUCAAGAUCGUCGAGGGGUGCAGUCGGAUUCGAGAGCUCAAGGAGACGAUUCUGCUCUUGGAUGUCGAUUUGGUCGAGUGCGCAACGCAGAUUCAUGAUUUGAAUGAAACCAGGAGCAAUUUGUUGGCUCUGCAGCAGAAAUUGAGGCUCAUUUUAUAUGUUAAUCAAGCUCUUUCGGCACUUAAACUGCUUGUUGCCUCUGCAGAUUGUGCUGGAGCCUUGGACGUCACAGAUGAUUUACAGCAUUUGCUGGAUGGAGACGAGCUUACUGGUCUACAUUGCUUCCAUCACCUUAGGGAUCGUGUAGCGGCUUCAAUUGAAUCCAUAAACAGCAUUCUUUCUGCAGAGUUUAUGCGUGCUUCAAUACACGAUGCUGGAGAUACAGAUGUUAUAAUUAUAUCCAGAGCGAAAGCAAGGGCAUCUAGUCUGAUGAAUGGAGAAGAUGGUGAACAGAUUAAGUUGGAUGAUGAAGAAACCUCCAAUUUUCAAGAUCGUCUUCUUCCUGUCAUUAUUGGGUUGCUUAGAACAGCCAAGCUCCCUUCUGUGUUGAGGUUAUAUCGUGACCAACUUACAGCUGACAUGAAGUCUGCUAUAAAAAAUGCUGUUGCAGAGCUGCUUCCCAUUCUUGUUUCGCGACCACUGGAGUCAGAUUUUACACCGGGGGAGCGAAUAGUUGAUGCAGAUGGUUUUGGCGCAUCACUUGCGAGCAAGUUGAGGAGCCUGUCAUCUGAAAGCUUUGUUCAACUUUUAAGUGCUAUUUUUCUGAUUGUAAGGGCACAUCUAGUGCGGGCUGCUGAAGUGAAGAAGGCCAUUGAAUGGAUUAUGUGCAACCUUGACGGUCACUAUGCAGCCGAUUCUGUUGCUGCAGCAAUUGCAGUUGGUGCCGCAGCUGCAGAAACAGCUCAAGAGAGUGAUGGUCAAGGUGGCUUGCUUAUGCCAUAUUCACCUCAGAGGGUUGCUACAAAGGCCCUUUCAAUUCAAGGGAAGGCAAAUGAUGCAGCAAGUCCUUCAAACAUCUCUAAGAAUUUUAGAGCUGAUGUAUUACGAGAAAACACAGAAGCUGUUGUUGCAGCAUGUGAUGCUGCUCAUGGAAGAUGGGCAAAGCUACUCGGGGUUCGUGCUCUUCUUCAUCCUAAGUUGAGAUUGCAGGAGUUUUUGAGCAUAUAUAACAUCACACAAAACUUUAUAACAGCUACGGAGAAGAUAGGGGGAAGGCCAGGAUUUAGCAUCAGGGGAACACUACAGUCACAGGCCAAAGCCUUCAUGGAUUUUCAGCAUGAAUCUCGAAUGGCAAAAAUUAAAGCUGUUCUUGACCAAGAAACGUGGGUGGAAGUGGAUGUUCCUGAUGAAUUUCAGGUCAUUGUCACUUCACUAUUUAGUUCUGAAUCAUUGGUAACCGAGAACCUGGAUACUGUCCAAGAUAAUACGGAAACAAGCUACAAUGAGGUGGCCACACCCAGUAAUAGUUCACAUGCAGCAGAUACAUCCGCAGGUAUUACUGCAAAGGAGAUGCCAAAUUCUGAUGGAACUGAGAAAAAUAAGGCUGAUGUUGCAAACUCUGUUGCUCAAAAUAACCACAGCAACGUGAAGGAGCGAGGAAAAUCAACCUCUCAAACCCUUUUCUACAAAGGUGUUGGUUUUCACAUGGUAAACUGUGGCUUGAUAUUGAUGAAGAUGUUGUCAGAGUACAUUGAUAUGAACAACUUUUUUCCAGCACUGUCCUCUGAAGUUGUUCAUCGUAUUGUAGAAAUUUUAAAAUUUUUCAAUACAAGAACGUGUCAGCUUGUUCUUGGUGCCGGUGCCAUGCAGGUAUCCGGUUUAAAGUCUAUCACUUCUAAACACUUGGCCUUGGCAAGUCAAGUCAUCAGUUUUACAUAUGCUAUUAUUCCUGAAAUCAGGCAAAUUCUUUUUUUAAAAGUGCCAGAGACGAGAAAAGCAUUGUUGUUAUCUGAAAUUGAUCGAGUAGCUCAGGAUUAUAAGGUUCAUAGAGAUGAAAUACACACCAAACUAGUUCAGAUCAUGAGAGAAAGGUUAUUGGUUCAUCUACGCGGGUUGCCUCAAAUUGUAGAGAGCUGGAAUAGACCUGAAGAGGCUGACCCACAGCCCAGCCAAUUUGCUCGAUCCCUUACCAAGGAAGUUGGAUACUUGCAACGUGUUCUAACUCGAACUUUACAUGAGGUCGAUGUUCAAGCGAUUUUCAGGCAAGUGAUUUUGGUCUUCCAUUCACAAAUAUCAGAGGCAUUUUCACGGUUAGAGAUCAGCACACCACAAGCCAAGGACAGGCUGCGCCGGGAUGUCACACACAUUCUUGGAUGCAUUCGUUCUUUGCCGUCUGAUAAAAUGAGCGAAUCUAGUAUUCCAAACUGGGGUCAGCUAGAUGAAUUCUUGGUGCAGAGAUUUGGCGCGGAAGCUGGUUAAUGUUGUUGUAAAGUAGUGAAUCGGUUGCUUCUUUGGAGAUGGCUAAUCAAUUUUUUUGGAUGUCAGAACCAAUUUCGGUGGUCUAUGCAUUUCCCUUGUACAAUUUCAUUGAGGUUUUGCAUUUUUUCUGAGAUGUAUAAAGUCAGUGUAUCAGAUCCAAAUAUUGCGAGAAGAAGGUUGUCGAAACCAGAAUGUCUGUUCUGUAGCGGUCACACUUGAAUUACCAUUUGUAUUUACCAGGACUCAAAUCAAUGUUUAUUAUAAUUUUUGAGUUAAAGGAUGACGACAAUUGAUUUUUUUUGCUUAGUGAAGGGACAACGAGCAGUAUCGGCUUUUGAAUUCUCAACUUCCGUUGCCGGAAUCGCAUCUGAUUGUAUCAAUACUCGAGUUAUUUGCAUGAAUGCCGUUCUUAAAUGGUUAAAAGGACAAGAGAUGGUUUUUCCUGCAACAUUAGUAUCUACCAGCUAAAGCUUGUUA